AUGCAUGAUAAUUUGACGAGUCCUGUAUCAGGGAAUAUUAAUUAUGAUAGCAUGGCUGCAUUACAACAAAAAAGAACACUGGCUUUCGUAAAUCAUUUCAUAUUAACUACAGUUCAAUUUCUAAACAACUUUGCAAAGCAGUGUGAACAGAAAUUAAUGUGUUAUGAAAAUAAAUUAGAGAAAAUCAAUGCAUCUUUGGUUCUCUUGGAAACAAGGUUGUCAUCAUUACCAGAAAUUAGCGGUCCAGAACCCACAUUAAUAAAUCAACAAUUUGAAACUGAAUCAGAAAAUACUACUCAACCUGAAGCUACAACAGAUGCAGAAGAAAAAACAACAGAUGUAGAAGAAAACCCAACACAAACCAUAAAACCGGAAUAUAUGAGAUUUGUAAAAAUGGUACAUGUUGGAGUGCCUUUACAAGCAGUCAAGUUGAAGGUGUCAUUAGAAGGUUUGGAUCCUAAUGAAUUAGACAUCAUUUUGAAAGUUUAA
This is a messenger RNA of Pieris macdunnoughi, 489 nucleotides long. The record is from the annotation of a GenBank genome assembly. Lineage: Eukaryota; Metazoa; Arthropoda; Insecta; Lepidoptera; Pieridae.